CGAGAAUUGAACUAUUUGACAUCGUUCAUCAUGCGUGACGUAUACGACUAUGACUGAGCACUUUAUUCGUGAGUUGUGAACGUCAUAAUAUCACUGAUACGAGGCAUUGACGUCGCAUUUUUCUCGGAUCAGUUUUCACAUUGUUCUACAUACAUGCAGCUAUUGAGAUUUGUCGUUUAAAAACGAGAGCUCUUGCAUUCGUCUCUCAUAAAAUCAAACCGAUUCCAAGUCGAAUACGUUAAAAGCAGGUAAACACACAGAAGAUGGCGACAGAAUUCACAGAAGAUGGCCGUGAGAAGACGGUCGAGAGAUCACCUUGCUUGAUUGGUCUAGGGUGGGUUGCAUUCGGCUUGUUAUAUUUGUCACAAGUUGGCCUUUUCAUUUCGAUUUUGGUGAUACAUUGUGAGAACACUUCAUACGUGGCUUGGUUUCUCUUGUUUGUACCGGCAAUUCUGUAUAUUGGUUGGUCAUUUUACAAACACAAUGAGUUCGUAUUCUCAGACGACGUUAAAAUUUGGGACGUUUGGUUAAGCUGGGGACUCUAUAUUAUUGCGUACAUCAUUACAGUCGCUACGAUCUUUGGUACGGUCGCGAAGGAUCUGACCAAAGACGAUGGUCUUGGCAUCAAUGCACUUAUUGGAACACUGUGCAUCACACCAGCACUACUUGUUCUUCUUCUACAACUAACGAUCAGUCCAUCCUAUCGCAAGCCUGUGUUGUCGUUGUCUGUGUUCGCCGCUUUAAAUAUCUUUGAUGGCAUUGAAAUGCUGGAAAUAUUUCUCAUGCAAAAGGAAGGAAACUUUGAAUUAGGCAAAGCUUUGGAAAUAUGUAUCGUUUUCUUUGCCUGCUUCUGUUUUAUCCUAUCACCGCUUGGUUUAUUGCGAAAUAAGUUCGUGGGAAAUGGCGAGGUAAAAGAGAGGAAAGAGACGUCGAAGUUCCUUGGCCCGUUGGAAAUAAUCGGCACCAAUCUCCCGUUCCUUGUGUUACGUUCUGUUAUUUGGCAUAAAUACGAAGCCGCCAUUUUCAUUGCAAAAAAUGCCGUUGCUUUGGUCGUUGGCGCUGUCGAGUUUGUUAUCCUUACGGGAAUGUGCAAAUGCGGGAUUAAAGUAUGAAAAAAAAAGCCCAAGGAACCACCGAAAAUUUUUAACGGGGACAAAAGAAACGAUAUUAUUAACUUAGAUAUCAUUACGUAUAGAUAAGACAUUUAAGACAUUUACGUAUACGUAAUAUAUAGAUAAGACAUUGCAUGUCUAGAUAUUUGAGAGCCAACAAUACCAUUCAUGUAAUCGGACACGAGCUUGCUUGCUGCAUGGCAACAGCAUUUAGUAUACUACUCUUAAUAAAAUUAGAUCAUUGUUGUCGCUUGAUAUUAGCAACUAGUGUGAGGCAGUAGUAAUAAAGCGAUAUUCAAGGUCAAAGGAGCAGUGAAUUUGUGAAUAUGAUUCUGUGAAUUUUAGGAAAUUUUUAUUUUUAACAUAUCCUUUUUACAUAAUGUUUGUGAUUUUGUGAAUUGCUUGGCAAACAGAGACAGGCAAUCUUGCUGACUACUUUAGUCUUUACAAUAUUAAGAUUAAGAUUAUCUUGUUUA
This is a messenger RNA of Dendronephthya gigantea, 1588 nucleotides long. RefSeq lists its product as uncharacterized. Bases 264 to 1112 code for a protein of 282 amino acids. NCBI's taxonomy places the organism in Eukaryota, Metazoa, Cnidaria, Anthozoa, Malacalcyonacea, Nephtheidae. The transcript has a single exon. The record is from RefSeq and is a predicted model, not a curated record.